Messenger RNA from Suillus paluster, 660 nucleotides. Its product is annotated as thioredoxin-like protein. NCBI's taxonomy places the organism in Eukaryota, Fungi, Basidiomycota, Agaricomycetes, Boletales, Suillaceae. The transcript has 4 exons. The record is from RefSeq and is a predicted model, not a curated record. Bases 213 to 569 code for a protein of 118 amino acids.
UCAUCCAUAGCAUCGUCCCCAAGGCUCGGUUAUGUGAUCCCGAGAAGUUCACUACCCGGAUAUCCAAGCUGAUUAAUUGGUCGAGUCAGCGUGAGCAAUCAUUGAUGAUAUCUCAUGAUACUGCAGUAGUAUAAAAGGUCGCGUUCAAAACUUGUCAAGGAACAUCCCACCAAAUUUCAACGUUCUCAGACUCCCUAAUCAUCGUCAAGAAUAUGGCAAACGAUUCAAUCACCGUGAUCGAAACUGCCGAGCAGUACCAAGAACUCAUCAAUAGCCCAGGAAAGACCACCAUCAUCGAUUUCUGGGCGGACUGGUGUAUGCCCUGCAAAGCCAUAGCCCCCCGAUUCGCAAAACUCGCCGAAGAUAACACAAACGACAAUCUCGUCUUCGCGAAAGUCGAACUUAAGAUGGAAGAAGCGGAUCAUUGGACGGGUCCGGUUGCGAACGAGCUGAAGAUAGUGUCUAUACCGCACUUUGUGGCCCUGAGAGAUGGCAAGAAGAUCGAGUCUCAGAAGGGGGCUCAAGUAAAUCUUGUUGCUUUUGUUUCGCAGGUCCAGGCUUUGGAAUAGAGGAAGUGAUACCUGAUUCAUUAUCAUAUCACAAUAGAUUAGUGAGAUUAAUAUUGAUUCACUUAUUUCUGCGUUUCGCUGCGAGCCCAGA